Messenger RNA from Ornithodoros turicata, 2930 nucleotides. RefSeq names its product phosphoribosyl pyrophosphate synthase-associated protein 2-like. Lineage: Eukaryota; Metazoa; Arthropoda; Arachnida; Ixodida; Argasidae. The transcript is spliced from 12 exons. Gene Ontology annotation, biological process: 5-phosphoribose 1-diphosphate biosynthetic process; purine nucleotide biosynthetic process. The record is from RefSeq and is a predicted model, not a curated record. Gene Ontology annotation, molecular function: ATP binding; ribose phosphate diphosphokinase activity; magnesium ion binding. Gene Ontology annotation, cellular component: cytoplasm; ribose phosphate diphosphokinase complex. The coding region runs from base 119 to 1219 and encodes 366 amino acids.
GUCACUGUGUGUAAUGAGGCGCGCAAGUCGCAAUCGCACAUGUGCGUCUUCAUUUGCUGUUUCGGUUGUGGUCGAUGGGUUGGCUUCUGUUGCUCAAGCGCCAUAGAUCGAAACAACCAUGACGACGAAAAUGGACCACGCUUCUGAAAUCGUCAUUCUGGCUGGGAACUCUCACUUGGACUUGGCACAGAAAAUAGCAGAUCGCCUAGGUAUUCGUGUUGGAAACUGCACGGUGCUGCAUGCAGCCAACAGGGUUGGUGAUUACACAAACUGCGUGGAAACUCUUGUAGACAUUGGGGAGUCAGUCCGGAGUCGAGAUGUUUACAUCAUACAGACAGGAACCAAUGACGUGAACAACAACAUAAUGGAGCUGCUCAUCAUGGCAUACGCAUGCAAGACAUCUUGUGCGCGCAACAUUGUGGGGGUUGUCCCCUACCUUCCCUACAGCAAGCAGAGCAAGAUGCGUAAGCGCGGCUGCAUCGUCUCGAAGCUUCUGGCCCAGAUGCUCUGCAAAGCAGGGCUCACACAUAUGAUCACAAUGGACUUACACCAGAAAGAAGUGCAGGGCUUCUUUGACAUUCCAGUCGACAAUCUGAGGGCUUCUCCCUUCUUGCUACAGUAUAUCACUGAAUGCAUUCCAGAUUAUAGAAAUGCAGUGAUUGUGGCAAGGAAUCCCUCAACUGCCAACAAAGCAACAUCUUACGCAGAGCGGCUGAGAUUAGGUAUCGCUGUGAUCCACGGGGAACAGAAAGAAUCAGAGUCCGACAUGGUUGACGGCCGUUACUCACCACCUACGGUCGGUUCAUCGCGUACCAUGGACGUGGGUCUGGACAUCAUGCCUGUGCCUGCUGCAAAGGAGAAGCCUCCCAUCUACGUCGUAGGCGACGUUGGAGGACGAAUAGCCAUCAUGGUGGACGACAUGGUGGAUGACGUACAGUCCUUCGUGGCCGCUGCAGAGAUGCUCAAGGAACGUGGUGCCUAUAAGAUCUACGUCCUAGCCACCCACGGCCUCCUGUCUAGUGACGCACCACAACUCAUCGAGAACUCUGCCAUUGACGAGGUGGUAGUUACCAAUACAGUGCCUCACGAAGUGCAGAAGAUGCAGUGCCACAAGAUCAAGACAGUAGAUAUCAGCAUCCUGCUUUCGGAAGCAAUUAGGCGCAUCCACAAUAAUGAAUCCAUGUCUUACCUCUUCCGUAAUGUCACCCUCGAGGAUUGAGGCAAGGAACUUAGGCCGUUGCAUGCUCUGGACACCACAGACGAGGCUUUAUACAGUAUCUGUUUUCUACCUGCUACCACAAAAAUGUUCUGGAUUCCUCAAAUUCAUACCCAUUGCAUUUCCAAUAUAUGCUUAGUUUUUAUACAUACAGAACUUAUGUGUAUCUUUAAAGACUGUAUAAAACGAGGGAAAUCUUUGAUACAUGAGGGACACCUCACGCCUGAAACAACUUGUGCUGCCUAUUACCAAAGUUUCCUUUUAGCGUUGAUUACCCAAGUAAGUACAGUCGCCGACCAAUUCUUCUGAUUUGAGGGAGCCACAAAAUCUAUCUGAAAUAUCGAGCAAUCUGAAAUAUUGAGCAAUCUGAAUUUUUAGACAAAGGCUUAAACCUGCAAUGUUUAAAAGAAAAACUUUAUUUCAGGACUCACACUGGAUUGCAAUCGCUGUUGAUAUGAGUUUGCUUCCCCGCGUGGACACAGAAUAACGCAUUGCGGCAAAUUUCUGCUAGCAUAGCUUAUUGCGAUACACUUCCAUGAGCGUAGUAACACCCGUAAGGAUCAGCUGGUUGACAGGGGCGCAACGGCAACCACUUCGUCGCUGCGUCUGAACUCUCCGGCGACGAAUCAAGAACAUGCUGGCGAUGUCGGCAUCAGUUACUUCUGGGCAGAAUUGGGCAUUGUUGUCCGCAUCUGCGUACAUAUUGAAUGUUACACUAUCUGGGACCUCUACGCCAGAGUUUCGGAGCUCUUCGUUGAGGGCAGGGUCGACUGCCACAUCAUCAUCGUCAAUGAAGUCGUCAGUGGUACUCCCUUCUCUUGCACUUUUCUUCACAAAUCCAGUGUGAUGGAAAUUAUUUUCUACAGUUGUUUAUUCUUAAUUAUUUUCUACUGCUUCCCAUGGGUUUUGGAACUUCUGUAACAGAGAGGCAAUGGACUUUAAACUAAGCUCCGUCUUUGCAUACGUGCGUCACUCCUACACAGUUAUUGGUUGCCAAUCUUCCCUUCAUGGUGCGGUCUAAAAUAUCGAGUCCCGAAACGCACAGUAGUGUGUCUGUUUUGACUCUUGGAAGACGAAGUCCGAAAGAAUAGGCAUGCUCGGUGCGAAAUGAGUACGAAAAACUGGGCAGUCCAUCUGAAAUAUUGGAAGCGGAAAUACUUUGGCUCUAUGGGGCGCUGGACAGUGCCAAGAGUUUUGCCCAAAUUUUUUUAGUUCAAAAUAUGUAUCGGUCGGCGUCUGUGGCCACGAAGUUAGACGUAAUGAACCUACCAUCCGUACAACACAGUCCGUAUCUAGAAGCUCUCAUUAAGCAUUCUUGCGAAUGUCAGUUCUUGAAUGUACUGAGUACCUGGAUGCAUUGUGUGCUUACUUCACCUUCUCUUUUCUUUGUACAUUUAAGUUUAUGCGGUAGUGCAUGCAGUACACAGAAGAUAUGUCCUGUCAUUGGUGUACCGUGCAUGGUUCCAGAACAUACAGCUGCACUGUUACGUUUGAGGUACAUUGCUUCCUUCAGAAGGGAGGGUGCCCUACAGUUAGGUAUGGUCAUCUCACACUACGUUCUACAUGCACGUUUAUACAUAACGUGUAACUUAAGCGUGUGUUUUGUCCCACAAAAGAUUCUUUUUGACACAUAUUUUGCGGGCACAGCAAGGUGGCAAAUGAAAUGUGUCGAUAAAUGUUAGUAAAAUGCCAAUAAAGCGGCUGUUGAUGCUGA